Synchiropus splendidus (mandarinfish) is the source of this 1039-nucleotide messenger RNA. RefSeq lists its product as uncharacterized. The transcript is spliced from 6 exons. Gene Ontology annotation, biological process: homophilic cell-cell adhesion; heterophilic cell-cell adhesion. The record is from RefSeq and is a predicted model, not a curated record. Lineage: Eukaryota; Metazoa; Chordata; Actinopteri; Syngnathiformes; Callionymidae. The coding region runs from base 112 to 825 and encodes 237 amino acids. Gene Ontology annotation, cellular component: adherens junction.
ACCAGGCUCGAAGCCCCUGCAGUGAGGAAACCUACUGCACACUUGGGCACAGUCUCCAUCCAUCUGGGCAUCUGUUUAUGUCUGUGUCCACUGAGCCACGUUUCUACCACCAUGGACGCUCUCAUCCAGCCUCCUGAAGUUCUGCUGCUGCUGCUCUCGACAUUGCUACUUCCAGCUUUGGAGGCACAGAGAUUAGAAGUCCAGCCCAAGGUCACAGGCUACACCAACGAUGAUGUCACUCUCCACUGCCGAUUCAUUCCAGGAGCCGAAGAGUCCAAGGUCGAUAUAGUACAAUGGAACUUGGUGUCCACAGAAAGCAAAGCCCAAGAACCAAUUGUUGUUUUUGACAUCCACCUUGGAACGGAUGUAAAAGAGACUCAUCUCAAAGGAAGAGUGAACAUUUCAGGAGAGUCUGAUUUGAUCAUUCACAACGUGCAAAUGUCGGAUGCUGGGACCUACAAAUGCCGUGUGAUUGCUUUCCCUGGUGGUGUGUUUGAGGAAUCCAUACAACUUGAAGUUCAAGAACGUAAGAAGCCGGAGCUGGUUGCUGUUCGAGUCGUCCUGGUCUUGCUGCUCAUCGCUCUCAUGGCUGCCACAGUCUACCUCGUCUUCACCGGAAGGUUUCCAUGGAGACAAAAAGGUCUCCAACAAGAGGAUGUGACCACAGCGGCUCCACAUGAUGAUGUCAUCUAUGUCAACGUCCAGAGAGCAGCAUUCGAUGGUGCUCCAUCGACACAUACUGCUCCUGCCAAUGUUAAUGAGGUCGUGUUGAGGGGCCAGCAGCGCACACAGGAGGAGGAGGAGGAGAUGGAGACGGACCUAUGAGUUCACCUGAAGACCAGUGUUUCAAGACAAUGAUGACAGCAACAUUCCAGUCUGAGACUGGACUACAAUUCACGCUAUAGAGUCAAGUCAAAUGUUCUCUGGUGCAGCGCAACAGCAGCUCAUAACAUUAUGAAACAUUAUAAAAUGCAGUGUGCAGUAAGUUCAAAGGUGCAAUGAGAGGAUCAAGCGGCUUUGACUGACACAUGGAGUGAUG